AUGGAGGCUCUCAUAGGUAUCUCGAGUCCUUUUACUUUAUUGAUCAUAGAUAAAUGUACCGAUUCGAAAACACUUGGAGAUAACUGGGAUUUAAUCCUUCGAGUGAGCGACACAUAUGCGAAAGCUCAGCCAAGGCAAUGCCUUAAGUACAUUAUGAAGAAAGUAUAUAACAUAAAUCCCCAUGUAUCCCUCAGGGCUAUUACAGUAAUUUAA
Messenger RNA from Dibothriocephalus latus, 213 nucleotides. The record is from the annotation of a GenBank genome assembly. Lineage: Eukaryota; Metazoa; Platyhelminthes; Cestoda; Diphyllobothriidea; Diphyllobothriidae.